CCUCCGUCCCAGGGCUUGGAAGGAUCUAGGCGAAGUUGCUAGAAGAGCCUCCCGUGAAGAUGGAAAAGCUAAAGAACGGAGCAGCUGGAUCCGACGGCCUGCCCAACCUGUCACCUGGGACUGAGGGGUGGCCCCCUGUGCCCAUCCCAGCCCUGCCACCCUCGAUCCUGGGCACCCCAGACCCAGCCCACCUGGGGCUUCCUGAGCAGGUGGCCUCUGUUACUGUCCCCAUCCGCUUGGAUGCCCUCUCCUACCUCCUGCACAGUGCCCUGAUGGGGGCCUACAGCCUCCAGAAGUCCUUCCCCUCUUGCUCCUGCACCCCUCAGGCAUGCCACACGCAGCCAGGCAUAGCCAAGAGGCCACCCAGGGGGCGUGGAGGGUGGGAAGUUCGCAGGCCUGCCCGGGGCCAGGGCCAUUCAAGAUGGGGCCUUGGGAGAGCUGAGCAGCCAGAAAGGGACAGGGCAGGGGGCCCUUGGGCUGGUCCCAAGACCCCACCGAUGACAUCUUCAUCACCACCCACCCGGCUGGUCCAGGAUGGGAAGAAGGAGCCACCUCUGGACCCGACACCUGCUGCAGAGGACUGGGAGACAGAGUAUUAGGACCCAGGGAAGUGUCCAGCACUUGGUCACCCACGUUUUUUUUCCUGGAGCCCAGAGUGACCUUAGCCCUUAGCAUCCUAUUAAAAACCUCCUGCCCCUAAACCUGUGAGCCUCAUGGUGAAUCUGGGACCUGUCUUAGGCUCCCAAGUCAGGAAAAGCCCUGAACCUGGACCUCACAUCCAUGCCUGGAUCCAUGCCUGCCCGCUGCAUGGCCUCUGUCCCACCCACUGCACAUCCCCAACUACAGCUGCAACCCUGAGCUCACUCUCAGCACCCAGGGCUCCUCCAACAUUCCCAGGCCAUUCCGAGUUCCAUAACCCUUCCCACCUGCCUCUCCACUCCUCCAUACCUGUCCCCAGGCCUACUCCUUCCCACCCCUGUCCCCAGCCCCAGCCUGUUCUCGGUCUUCCUUCCCAGCCCCAUGCCCUGUGUGCCCCCUGCCCCUGUUUAACUCCAUCCACAGACAUCUGUACCCCAGCACUGUUCCCUGCUGCUCAGGGUGGGUGCCCUGCUUGAA
Sciurus carolinensis (gray squirrel) is the source of this 1116-nucleotide messenger RNA. RefSeq names its product chromosome 16 C19orf84 homolog (gene C16H19orf84). The transcript has 2 exons. The coding region runs from base 60 to 599 and encodes 179 amino acids. NCBI's taxonomy places the organism in Eukaryota, Metazoa, Chordata, Mammalia, Rodentia, Sciuridae. The record is from RefSeq and is a predicted model, not a curated record.